Messenger RNA from Melopsittacus undulatus (budgerigar), 3628 nucleotides. RefSeq names its product L-2-hydroxyglutarate dehydrogenase (gene L2HGDH). The record is from RefSeq and is a predicted model, not a curated record. The coding region runs from base 7 to 1341 and encodes 444 amino acids. Gene Ontology annotation, molecular function: (S)-2-hydroxyglutarate dehydrogenase activity. NCBI's taxonomy places the organism in Eukaryota, Metazoa, Chordata, Aves, Psittaciformes, Psittaculidae. The transcript is spliced from 10 exons.
CCCAAGAUGGCGGCGGCGGCGCUGCUGCGGCAGCGGGCGGGCAGCGGCGGGGCCGGGGCGCUGUGGCGAGCCCAGCGCCGCCAGCGCAGCACCUUCGACGUGGUGGUGGUGGGCGCAGGAAUCGUGGGGCUGGCCUCGGCCCGGGAGCUCGUCAGGCGGCAUCCCUCACUCACCUUCGCCGUGCUGGAGAAGGAGCAGGAGCUGGCUCAUCACCAGAGUGGACAUAACAGUGGCGUGAUUCACAGUGGAAUUUACUACACACCUGGAUCUCUGAAAGCUAAGCUGUGUGUAGAGGGAGCAGCCCUCUGCUACGAGUACUGUGACCAGAAGGGAAUACCAUAUAAGCAGUGUGGGAAGCUAAUUGUAGCUGUUGAACAAGAUGAAAUUCCAAGACUCCAAGCUCUCUACAAAAGAGGGCUGCAGAACAAUGUCCCAGGUCUGAAACUGAUUGGAACAAAAGAAAUACAAGCAAAAGAACCCUUCUGCAGGGGUCUGAUGGCCCUCGAUUCUCCAUAUACUGGCAUUGUGAAUUAUAAACAAGUGGCACAGUCCUAUGCAGCAGACUUCCGGGAAGCAGGUGGGAUGAUCUUCACUGAUUUUGAAGUUACAAACAUGGAGAUGGCUAAAGAAAGUUCUUCGGAAAGUGCAGAUGGACUGAAAUACCCAGUCAUUGUUCGGAACUCAAAGGGUGAGGAAAUCUACUGUCGGCACAUUGUGACCUGUGCAGGACUUUAUUCAGACCACCUGUCUGAGAUCAGUGGCUGCAGCCCUGAACCUCGUAUUGUACCCUUCCGUGGAGAUUAUUUGGUGCUAAAACCAGAAAAGUCUUACAUGGUUAAAGGAAAUAUCUAUCCAGUUCCCAAUCCUCGGUUCCCUUUUCUGGGUUUUCACUUCACACCAAGAAUGGACGGCAGUGUGUGGCUUGGUCCUAAUGCAGUAUUAGCCUUUAAGAGAGAGGGCUACAAAUUGUUUGACUUCAACACUGGAGACUUUUUAGAUGCUGUAUCGUACAGUGGGCUGUGGAAGCUCAUGCUAAGAAACGUGCCUUACGGACUGAGUGAAGUGUACAGAGCAUGUUUCCUGAGUGCACAGGUGAAGCAACUGCAGAAGUUCAUCCCUGAGGUCACUGUCAAUGAUGUACUCAGGGGUCCAUCUGGAGUGAGAGCUCAAGCAUUGGACAGUGAUGGAAAUUUGGUAGAUGACUUUGUAUUUGAUGGAGGCAGUGGAGAUCUUGGAAGCAGAAUUCUUCAUGUCAGAAAUGCCCCUUCUCCUGCUGCUACCUCCUCCCUUGCCAUUGCAAAAAUGAUCGCAGAUGAAGUGAAGCGAAGGUUUGAAUUGUGAAUGAUUGACAGGUGUAGUGGGGUUUUAUGCCUCUUGUAUGUGUAGCAUCUUGUCUGCAUUGAAUGAACUCCACAGCCUUUAAUGACAAAGAUAAAACAGGCAAAGUGUCACUUGCAAGACCAGCACUGGUAUAGCAAACGCAGUAUGUGAAACGUUUGCCUUUGCCAGCCUGCAGCUUCUCAGCUUCAUGAAUACAGGAGUUGUGGUGCCUGGUCAGGCCUGGUGUGGUACAGCCGUCUGCAGGAAAGAAACAAACAACCCUGUUCGCAGUAAAGGUUUGUUCACCCAAGCAGGAACAGCCUGUGGAGGGGCUGGUGCCACACGCAAUGUGAGGGUCUCUUCAACCGUAGUGGGCCUUAAGUUGAAGCAGGAAAAGCCUCUGUGGUGGGGUUGCCCACACAGACUUCCCAUUUCUCAGAUCUGAACACUGCCUUCUUGUUGCUCUCUGGAGAGGUGGUUGGUCCUCUGAAAAACCACAGGCAUGGAGUGGUUCUCUGUGUGCUUUGACUCUGACUCCAUUUAAAUUGGAGUCUACAGUCCCCUAGCUUACAUUAAAUUAAUGGAGAUAGAAGGAUAAGCCCUGCUUAAAGGUUCUGUUGAUAUAGAAUUAAGGGCUUUAUCAGAGACUGAAAACAAUAUUCAGAGCCUUCUACAUGAACAUAGAGUAUUUCGCAGUAAAAUAAGCCUAACAAGGGAUUACUAAAUCCAAGUCAAUUUAGAUACUCAAGUCAGAUAUGCUAUCUGAUCACUGUCUGUAUUUUUUUUAUAAAGCUGAAAUUAAAAUGUAUACAUAAACAGUUAUUUUGUAUAACUGUUACACAUUGUUAAACUGUUAAACAUUUAACAUAAAAUGUUAAACAUAUAUAAAAUGUAUAACAUUGUUAAAAUGUAUACAUAAAGAGUUAUUCUGAUCAGUGAAAGAUCAGGAACUUUGAUCUUCAGGGUUGGGUUUUUUUUCCAUUUGAAUACAAGUAAUGCAAAAGGAGCUUAUCUUUGUGCAGUAUGUUGAGCAAUCCAGUGGAAAUGGUCUUUGUAAAGGCAUAUGUGAAGGGAGGGAAGCUACAGAAACCUGUCUUAAUUGAGUCAUGUUGCACACUGCUUCCUUUGGAGCCCAAACAGCAAUGAGUCAGAAAGGCUCCCAUUUUCCACAGGCCUGGCAAGAGGGGAGUGUAGAAAGUGCUGGUUACUCUUCUGGGCUCUUAAUGAUACUUGCAGUUUUAUCAAAGAUUCACCUGGAAGAGAGUCUUUGUGGAGACCUUGCUUUAAACUCAGGAGACAUGUUCAGCAAGUUUGGUACUAAGCUAACUGAGUAUCUUGGCAUGUUCUGCAUAAUUGCUACAAAAAAGAAUUAUGUGGCCCCAGGGACAAAGUACUUGAGAAUACUUUUAAAGUAGAUGUUCACAGGAUGUUGGGUAAUACAGAUAAUUGUGGGUAGUUUGCUACCAGGCAAUUUGCCAUACUGGUUUGUUUUUUUUAAGUUAUUUUCUGUGCUGCUUUGAUGGGCAUGAGGGAGUGUGUUAGCACAGGAGCUCAGGUGUGCUAGCUGAUGUUUUUACUGUGCAGAGCUGAGCCACUUUUGAGAGAGAAAGGGCUUAGCCUAUCUAUAUUUAACUUUACUUUUUCCUGGUGACAUGUACUUUACCAGAAAAGUGACUCCUGUAUAAGGACAACCUGGAAAUUCAAGUAAUAAGCCCUUCAAAGACAAGCUUUGGACAUUAUUCUUGGCCGUACCACUAGACAGAUUCAGAUAUUCCGAAAGCUAAAAUACCAUACGGCUGUGUAAAAGUUGUCUUCACAAUGGAACAAUCAUAUCUUCACUCCCCACCAGAAGUGUUGCCUAUCAACAGUAAAUACUACAAAAGGAUUGCAAAAGCAACUUCCUCCCACACGAGGUGUGGCCCUAACAUGUAUUAACAGAAUAAAGAACAUUAAAAUGUAAAGCAGUCAUAUACUGUGGUGAAUUGUAAGUCAGCACAUUUAACUGGGCUUUUUUAACUCUAAGGAGAUGAUUAUUUUGGAGCAGAGUUUAACUGAAGCUUUUAAAUUAUGAAUCCUUAUGUAGUGUUCUGUGAAAUGUUUAUAUAUCUGGAGAUAAAGUUAUAAACUUUUUUUAAAGGAAUAACUUCAGAGAAUUAUGAUAAUGAAGCUUCAAACAUAAAUCUUGUUGCCCGCAAAGUGUGAAAAUGUAUGAAUGUGUUUUCCAGAGGAGUCUAAUUCACUUGAAUGAAGCCACUGCACCUUUCUCUAUUAUGAUUAAAAUAAUGGUUUGGGUUAGUUUCUUUUUUUA